Lytechinus variegatus (green sea urchin) is the source of this 912-nucleotide messenger RNA. Its product is annotated as C4b-binding protein alpha chain-like. The coding region runs from base 1 to 912 and encodes 303 amino acids. Lineage: Eukaryota; Metazoa; Echinodermata; Echinoidea; Temnopleuroida; Toxopneustidae. The transcript is spliced from 7 exons. The record is from RefSeq and is a predicted model, not a curated record.
AUGGUCAAUGGAACGUUGAGCGGGUUCGCCGUGGAAUAUAAAGAUCAAGUGACACAAUGCAAUACAACGGGUGUGCCAGAGCAUGGGAGCAUGUAUCCAGAUAAACCUAUUUUUGACUAUACCGACAAGGUCUACUACUCUUGUAACGAAAACUACACCCUAGUGGGGCCAUCGGAGGCAGUAUGUGAGUUAGGAGGGUCGUGGAAUCCACCAACACCUCCAACGUGCAAUGCGGGCUGUAUCACUCCUGUCAUUGAUAAUGGUAUCACUAUUCCUGAUACCAACACCGUUACAGAUGGCCAAGUGAUUACUUUUGAUUGCCACGAAAAUUUUACCAUAGGAGGACCCUCACAUACAACGUGUCCCGACUGUCCAUUGGUCAGCGAAAGCAUUGUUAACGGAAAUAUCAUUGGAGAAGGUCCACCAUAUAUCCACGGUCAUCAACUGCUGUACGAAUGCAAUGCAAACUUCACCAUAGUUGGACCGACUGAAAUCACCUGUCAUGAUGGGAUUUGGAGUGACGCCGAACCGACAUGCAAAGCCCAGUGCUGGUUCGAAGAAGUUCCGAAUUCCGAUUCCUCAUCGGACCAUAUGUUGCCUCAUGCUGAAACAUUGCGGAUCACAUGCGACUACGGAUAUUCGAGUGGGACAGGUCAGACAACAGAUGUGACUUGCUUUGAAGGCGUAUUAUCUCCCUCAGAGCACCCUCAAUGUUUAGCUCAGUGUAACCGACCAACAAUUCGAGCUUCAAACGCGACGUCUCAAACUCCCUUGCUCCAUCAUGGAGACACUGUCACUGUUGCCUGCGAUGAGGGAUAUUCAAAUGGCGAAUCACAAAGCAUGACGUACGAAUGCAAUGAGGGAAAGCUUGUGCCACCAGUUUCAUUUUGUUACGAACCAGAACCAUUCUGA